Molecule: messenger RNA, 1068 nt
Organism: Colletotrichum graminicola M1.001
Lineage: Eukaryota; Fungi; Ascomycota; Sordariomycetes; Glomerellales; Glomerellaceae
Product: beta-eliminating lyase
Exons: 1
Coding region: 1-1068 (355 amino acids)
Biological process (GO): L-threonine catabolic process; glycine biosynthetic process
Cellular component (GO): cytosol
Molecular function (GO): L-allo-threonine aldolase activity
Source: RefSeq, a predicted model, not a curated record
AUGCCCUCUCAAACUCUUGUUCCCAAUAGCGCCCCUCGCUACAGCUUCCUCGAUGACUACAGCGAAGGGGCCCAUCCGGCGCUCCUGAAAGCCAUUCUAUCUAGCAACACAUCUCAAGAGGCAGGCUACGGCGGCGACGCAUACUGCGCCCUCGCGCGGCAGCGGAUCCGCCGGCACCUGGGCCGCGAGGACGUCGGCGUCUUCUUCGUGCCCAGCGGCACGUCGGCCAACGCCAUCUCCAUCGCGGCCUGUCUGCGGCCUCACGAGGCCGUCAUCGCCGCGAGCUCCGGGCACAUCGUCACAAGGGAGACGGGCGCCGUGGAGGCCAGCGGGCACAAGAUCAUCAACGUCGCGCCGGUCGACGGGAAGCUGACGCCCCAGAGCAUCCAGCGGGCCAUGGACGACAACUGGCACUUCCCGCACAUGGCCAAGCCGAGGCUGGUGUACGUCUCCAACGCGACCGAGAUCGGCACUCUCUACACGCGGGCGGAGCUCGCGGCCAUCAAGCACGUCUGCGAGCGGAACCAGCUCCUCCUGUUCCUCGACGGGGCGCGCAUCGGGACGGCGCUGGUGUCCAAAGCCAACGACAUGACGCUCGCCGACGUGCUGGAGCUCACCGACAUCUUCUGGAUCGGCGGCACCAAGAACGGCGCCCUCCUCGGCGAGGCCGUGGUGGUCAAGGACGCCCGCCUGGCGACCGAAUACGAGUUCUACAUGAAGCAGCACGGCUCCCUGCUCGCCAAGAGCCGCAUCAUGGGCGUCCAGUUCGCCGAGCUCUUCAAGGACGACCUCUACUUCGACCUCGCCCGGCAGGCCAACCUGUGCGCCGAGACGCUGUCCAGCGGGGUCGCCGCCGCCGGCUUCUCCGUGUACGCCGUCACGGAGACGAACCAGGUGUUUGCGGUGCUGCCCUUGGGCCUGAUACAGGCGCUGCAGGAGCACUUCACAUUCUACGUGUGGGAGAAGCGCGCCGACGACGAGGCGGUCGUGAGGUUGCUGACGACAUGGGCCACGGAGAUAACAGAGGUGGACAAGUUUAUCCGUUUGGUCCAGGGCUGGAAUAAGUAA